Molecule: messenger RNA, 1500 nt
Organism: Toxotes jaculatrix (banded archerfish)
Lineage: Eukaryota; Metazoa; Chordata; Actinopteri; Toxotidae
Product: homeodomain-interacting protein kinase 1-like
Exons: 11
Coding region: 1-1500 (499 amino acids)
Biological process (GO): peptidyl-serine phosphorylation; smoothened signaling pathway; peptidyl-threonine phosphorylation
Cellular component (GO): cytoplasm; PML body; nucleus
Molecular function (GO): protein tyrosine kinase activity; SMAD binding; protein serine/threonine kinase activity
Source: RefSeq, a predicted model, not a curated record
AUGGCAAGGAGAGGUCUCUCAUUUCUGUCAUCUUUCUUCAAGAAAGAGCAGCUGCUUCACAGUAACUACCUAGUGAAGAAUUAUCUGGGAGAGGGAGGCUUUGGAAAGGUGUUCGAAUGUAUCAAAAUGGACACCAAAGAGACUGUUGCCGUAAAAGUCCUUCAACAUAACGACCCAGUCUAUAACGAGCUGAAUCUACUAAACUCGUUCAAAGACAAGAAGCUGGACCGGUUUAAUAUUGUCCGGUUCAUAGAGUCGUUCCAAACAAAGGAAAACAAAACUGCUCUGGCCUUCGAGAAGCUGGACCUGACUCUGGUGGAAUACCUUAGUUACCACAGAAACUUCCCCUUACAUGACGUGAGGAAUGUAGUCCAACAGAUGGCCACAGCAUUAGAAGCCCUGAAGGAGAACAAAGUGAUCCAUUCGGAUAUAAAGUUAAACAACAUCAUGCUGAUGGAUCGUAGAGAGCAGCCCCUCAGUGCGAAAUUGAUUGAUUUUGGAACGGCUUUUCAAGUCUGGGAAGCGAUUCAAGGGCGCGUUCACCAAACGCUACGCUACAGGGCUCCAGAAAUUAUUUUGGGACAGCCAUUUUCAGAGUCCAUCGACAUGUGGUCUCUAGGUGUCGUGAUGGGCCACAUGACGCUUGGUCACGCACUCUUCCCGGGGGACGAUGAAUAUCAUACAUUGCGAUACAUAGUGGAACUUAUGGGUGCACCGCCAGAGCGUCUCCUGAAUACUGGGAUGUACACUGACACAUAUUUUGUUAAAAGACCUUCUGGUCAGUGGAAACUAAAGACAGCUCUGGAGUACUGGGGAGCUCACAAGUAUUUCAUUGACACGAGGAACUACCGUUUCCGCAACCUGGAUGACUUCAAAGCGGUGCCGCCGCCUAAGCUGAUCGCGGUGAAGCCUGAGGAAAAGGAGACCUGCAUUGACUUGUUGAAGGCGAUGCUCAAGGUGGACCCUGAUCAGAGGAUUACCCCACGUGAAGUCCUGGCACAUCCAUUCAUCACAAUGGGCAGCGCCCACUGCCACAGCCUUAACCUCCGAACUGAACCAGGACCCAGCAAGACAGUGGAAGCAGGGACCACCCAGGCAGCAGAACCAAGAAGCAGCCAGGCUGAUGAGAAAAAGAAGAAGACCAAGACUAAUACAUACACCAGUGGAUGUAGAACACGGUCAACACCAUCAUUUCCAGUUUUUAUGGUGCGGCCUUCACCACCUGAACGCUUCCUGGUGUUUGAUAAGGACAGCAGGAAGCAGAGGGAAGCUUGCCCAUCGGAUAGGCCCAAGGACACUUCUGAUAAGUGCCCUGAGAGCUGUAACCGAGAGCAGAAAGAUAAAGAUCUCACCGGCAGAACACCUGGUGACACAGAGCCCAAGGAGGAGGAGGAGAAGAAGGAGAAGGAGAAGGAAAAGAAGAAUGGCUUUGAGCGCGUAUGUUCCUGGAUGAAGAGGAGGUUCUGCUGGUGCAGCAGUGUCAGUGAGGAUAAGAACUGA